Solanum tuberosum (potato) is the source of this 723-nucleotide messenger RNA. RefSeq lists its product as uncharacterized. The coding region runs from base 1 to 723 and encodes 240 amino acids. Gene Ontology annotation, biological process: regulation of DNA-templated transcription. The transcript is spliced from 2 exons. The record is from RefSeq and is a predicted model, not a curated record. Lineage: Eukaryota; Viridiplantae; Streptophyta; Magnoliopsida; Solanales; Solanaceae. Gene Ontology annotation, molecular function: double-stranded DNA binding.
AUGGUUCAAGGAGAUACAUGCUGGUUCUCUCCAAUUUUUUUCAUUAGUGGAUCAUGGUCUCAGUUUUGCUAUUCAACAAGUGCGACUGUUCACUCUCAGAACCCUCUCUUGUCGUACUACUUCAUCAAAUCACGGGGAUUCUCCAGAUAUGAAGCAAAUGCUGCAGCUGCCAAGUUGAACAGCGUGAAAGCACCUAAGAAUCCUGAUUUGGUAAUCAAAUUCUUCCAAGAGAUGGGUUUAGAACGGACAGAGAUCAAGAAAUUAGUUUCUAUUACACCGAGACUGUUUUUUUCUGAUAUAAACAGAACCCUUAAACCCAAGUUUCAGUGUCUGCGAGAAAUGAGGGUAUCUGGAUCUGACCUAGUUGAUCUCUUCCUAGCAGACGGAAAAGCUUUGUAUAAUGCAGUAGGUUCUCAUUUGAGGUCUAAUUUGGAUUUUCUAAGGAAACUAGUUAGUAAUGAGGAAAGUUUGGUUAAACUUAUAAAGAGGUCACCUUAUUUACUUGCUGUGAAUGGUCCAAAAAGAUUUGAACCCAAAAUAUUGUUGUUGCAAAAUUUUGGUUUUUCAAAUGCCCAAAUCGAGAAACUUAUACUUCAGAAACCACGUAUACUUCUGCAAAAAUUCGAGUGGCUAGAGGAGAUAUUGCACAAAGCUGAAAAGGAUUUACAGAUUUCUCCCACAUCUGGAAUGUUCAUGUUCGGAGGCUUGCAGUUAUCGCACUAG